UGUUUUCAGCUAAGCUUGUCCUGGUAGAUACAAGACAGUGCUCUCAAUUUGAGUUUGUGUGCUGAUUCCACGGCCGCAAAAAUGUGCGAGCUUUGAUUGAUCUAGGUGCUUUGAUAGGAGAGUAAAUGGCGCUUGCUUCCUUCCUUCCUGCUGUAGAACUAUCCAUACUAUAGUACUUUAGAUAGCUACACGUGUUCCUAAUUCAAUUUAGCUUAUUCAUGUCUGCUGAGAGUAGCCCUCCUACUAUUACAACCAGCUCUCCUCCUCCAGAUCUUCAUGAUAGUGAACACCAUUCUCCUCCUAAUAAUGGCUUCUCCCUGUAUCAUCUCCUCUCCAUUGAUGAUCAAAAUGGCCACUCGUCUGAACCAUAUCUCAUUUGGUGUGUCUAUGGUCUUGUUACUCUUCUCUCGCUAUGGCUACUGAUACUUUGCGCCUGGUGUAGAUACAGACACAUCAUUAGCGAAUUGUUUCUUAAUGAUGAUCGUGAAGAAAGUCCCUCCAGCUCUACUACAAUGGAGCAGCUGCAGUUUCCACUUAUCAGUUCCACUAGUGACACUCGUACGAAAUCAGACGAAAAAGAAUACUUUGCCUUGUCGCCAGAGACCGCCAAAAUCGAGAAAGCAACUCGGAGAAAGAAGCUUAACUGACAUCACGGCCAUAUUUUAAUAGAUUAUAAAUUAAAUUAUAAUCUGUUUUGCGGAAUGAUCGCAAAGAAAUACAUAAACAUUAGUUCAAUAAAAUUGUCGGUUUUUUGUUUAUUUAUUUACAUAA
Molecule: messenger RNA, 771 nt
Organism: Amphimedon queenslandica
Lineage: Eukaryota; Metazoa; Porifera; Demospongiae; Haplosclerida; Niphatidae
Exons: 3
Coding region: 219-647 (142 amino acids)
Source: RefSeq, a predicted model, not a curated record